UUUAGGGCUCACUGCGGCAGCCGUGAGUGUCAGGAAGUAGCAUCUCGUGUAGAAACAACUCAGGUGUCACAGAAUCAAACCAAAUCGAUGUAUAUUUUUUAAUAUUCUGUGGGCGACGAUCGCAGACAGUCUUCAGGAGGAUGAGAGAUAAGUGAGUACUCAAGAUCUCGGUGUCUAUAUAUAAAAAUGCUAUUUUCAACAUUGCUAGUACAAUACUAGAAAGACGACCUACAGUACAAUUCAGCAGGCAAACCAUACAAAGCUGCCAGCUGUGUGACAUCGCCGUAGCAGGUUGACAACAACAAAAAAAAAUAUUGUUGAACACACGUACUGUAAAAGGUUAUUCUUCUGAAAAAGAAACUACAAUGGAUAAGUCAUGGAGGUUGUGGACCAUUGCUCAAAAGUGGUUGUUAAAUUUGGCAUCGUGGUCCUGGGGGCUGUGCCGCAUCUCACUGCUGGCUCUGAUAUUAACUUUUCAUCUGUAUGGUGGCUUUAUGUUACUUGCACUGAUACUUGCUUCAGUAGCAGGUAUAUUGUACAAAUUCCAAGACGUGCUGCUGUAUUUUCCCGAUCAGCCUUCCUCUUCUCGCUUGUAUGUUCCUGUGCCUACUGGGAUCCCACAUGAAAACAUCUUUGUAAAAACCAGAGAUGGUGUACGUCUUAAUCUCAUUCUGCUUAGAUACACUGGUGACAAUCCAGCAUUUUCACCCACCGUUAUCUACUUCCACGGGAAUGCUGGCAACAUUGGUCACCGGAUACCCAAUGCACUGCUAAUGUUGGUCAACUUGAAGGUGAAUGUAAUACUGGUUGAUUAUAGAGGUUAUGGCAAAAGUGAAGGUGAAGCAAGUGAAGAUGGGCUGUAUUUAGAUUCUGAAGCUGUACUGGAUUAUGUUAUGACCAGACCAGACAUAGAUAAAACUAAAAUCAUUCUGUUUGGGCGCUCAUUAGGAGGAGCAGUAGCUGUCCAUCUGGCAUCAGAAAAUCCCCAUCGGAUCGCUGCCAUAAUGGUAGAAAAUACAUUUCUCAGCAUCCCCCACAUGGCCAGUACUUUGUUUUCUUUCUUUCCAAUGAAAUAUCUUCCACUCUGGUGCUACAAAAACAAAUUCCUGUCCUACAAGAAAAUUGCACAAUGCAGGAUGCCUUCACUUUUCAUCUCCGGACUGUCUGACCAGCUGAUUCCACCAGUCAUGAUGAAGCAGCUGUAUGAACUUUCUCCGUCCCGGACUAAGAGGUUUGCCAUAUUUCCAGAUGGCACUCACAAUGACACCUGGCAGUGCCAAGGAUACUUCACAGCCAUUGAACAAUUCAUUAAAGAACUUCUACAAAACCAUUCUCAUGAAGAAACAACGAUAGCAGUGUCAAAUGUAACAAUUAUAUGAAUCAGGCUUUCUGGUAAUGCAUUGUUUUGUGAAAAGUGGUAACAGAAUGUAACUUUUUAUGUGUAUUUUGUGGGGGUGAGACUAAACUCAAAAUGCCGUUUAUGGAUCUUCAUUUUUCUUCUCUAAAGUGAAUGCAUGAGUGUUCCUUUCUAAUUUGAAAAGAUUUUUCAAUAGGUUUUACAACAUGUACAAGUAUUACUAAAACUUUCAUGAUUUGUUAGAAAUGUGUUUUUAAAUGACAUGAUGUUGGCUCAGAGGCUUGCUAAAAUAUUGCUUGAUCUCUCUGAUAUUAACAUCAUUCUUAUACUAAUAUCAGUAGACAUAGUAAUUCUCUGCACGUCUUCCAGGGAAUAAAACCAUACAAAAAAAAAAAAAAAUGCUUUUGUGUAUCACUUAAAAAAAAUAAAACAAAUUGCUGUAGUAAUAUAGUAAGCCAUUAAAACAAAAUAUUGUGUAUUUCAUGAAUACUUUUGUCUACAGCAUUGCACAGAUUUUCUUUUCUGUUUUCUAAAAAAGUUAUAGUUUUUUUACAGGUGUGAUUUAAGUUACUACGUGGCUCAAAGAAACACAUCUAAUUUGAAUUACUCAUUCCCUCAAUUGAUUAUAAAUUUGACACGUUGAAAGCAAUUAGCAAGACUGUUCUUGCUUUGCUCUACAGUACAUACAAGUUUGCCAACAGGUUGGGUAGUACAUGCAAGUAAUUUAUGUACAUACUAUAAAAUGAGCUGUUUUGAAUGUGAAUUGUAGCCUUACAGAAAUAUUGUACAUUAAAAUGCCGUCACUGCUGUAAUACAGAUCUUGCAGAAUUCAGAAGUGUAAGAGAACACUUCCUUAUUCUGUGUUCAUUCAUCCACAAAAUUAAUUUUGUGAUUUCAUGAAACUUCGCAAUAUAUUCUUUUUUUUUCAUGAUUGCAGACUUUUUUUAUUUUCAAAAUGUGCCACUUAGCCCCUCGUCUGAACUUUGAGUCCAGUAUACUCUCAGUGCUUAAUAAGUAGUCAGUAAACUACAAACAAAAGUUAUGCAAUUUUAAUAUUACGGUUGUAUUUAAAACAAACAAACAAAAAAAACAAAAAACAUUAUUUAUUCCAUUACACUCAGCAUUGAAAUUGCAUACCUGUGUUGGUUUGUAGUGGCAUGUACACUUAUUCUUGUCAGGUAACAAAAAAUAAAUAAAAAAAUAAGAAAACAGCCUGGCAGAAUUUACAAACAAACAUCCAGUACAUCCCUUUAAAUUUACAGUAUUGUGUAUUCUGAAUGUGUGUAGACUAGUUCUUUACUUCUGGGUUUCAGUGUGAUUGAAGUUUAGGGAUUUCCAUUGUGUCGUAUAUUCUAAGAAAAAUAAAUGACUUUCGUAGU
Polyodon spathula (Mississippi paddlefish) is the source of this 2736-nucleotide messenger RNA. RefSeq names its product protein ABHD13. Gene Ontology annotation, cellular component: membrane. The record is from RefSeq and is a predicted model, not a curated record. Gene Ontology annotation, molecular function: palmitoyl-(protein) hydrolase activity. Bases 366 to 1379 code for a protein of 337 amino acids. The transcript is spliced from 2 exons. Lineage: Eukaryota; Metazoa; Chordata; Actinopteri; Acipenseriformes; Polyodontidae.